Messenger RNA from Parnassius apollo (apollo), 1320 nucleotides. NCBI's taxonomy places the organism in Eukaryota, Metazoa, Arthropoda, Insecta, Lepidoptera, Papilionidae. The record is from the annotation of a GenBank genome assembly.
AUGGCAUCAACUGCGAGUAACUUUGGUAUAUGUUCUGGCUGCCGCAGCAUCAUACAGAACCGUGAGUUCUUGGUAUGCGCUUUAUGCAAAAUGAAAUAUGAUUUAAACUGUGCCAAUAUAUCUCAAAGCCGCUUUAAUAGCUUUUAUGCACCUGACAAAGAUCGCAAGCAUAGCUGGAAGUGUCCAGAAUGUUGCAGUAAGCAACCUAAAGUGGAUAAUACUAACAGCCCCAUCCAACCUGCUGCUCGUCGCGACCUUGUGGAAACCGGAGACCUUGGCAACACCUGUGGUACUGGAAACUUGGGACCGCACUCCGGAAAUGUCGCCCUGAGGAAGCGCGAUCUGGCAAAGUCAAUUUCUCUCGUUGACUGCUCAUCAGAGGAACCUGGAAAUGGCGGCGAUUACAUUACUGAAACUAAGCUGAGAAGCAUACUUCAACAGGAACUCGCGGGAGCACUUCGUUUAACAAUAAGGCAGCUUGUGACCGCAGAGAUAAAGAAUAUGUCGGGCGAAAUCAAGGAACUGAGGGAAUCUCUAACGUUUUUCAACAGGCAGUAUGAAGAUUUAAAAUUGGCUUUGGACGAAAGGAAUACAUUAGUCGAUAACUUAAGAAGGGACAAUGAUAAGCUGAAUCUAGCAGUAGACAAAUUGACGCAUCGGCUCCACCUAGUUGAACAAAAUAUGAGAGACAGCAAUAUCGAAAUAAAUGGCAUUCCGGAACACAGACACGAGAACUUAAACAAUGUUGUUGAACAACUCAUUAAAACUGUAGAUGCUCCAGUAUCUGCUGAGGAGAUUAUUCAUGUAACACGGGUUUCUAAGCUGAGCAAAGACAGCAAUCGGCCACGUGCAGUGAUAGUGAAGCUGCGUGCACCCAGACAACGUGAUGCUAUUCUUGCUUCGGUAUCUGCGUUUAACAAAAAGAAUAACAAGGAUAAACUAAGCUCUCAACACCUCGGCCUUGCUGGUAUUAGUAAGCCAGUCUUCGUCUCUGAACAUCUGUCUCCAACAAACAAGCGUGGUCGUUCGGUAGAGUCUAAUUUGUCUUCCUUCGUGGCCGCGGUAGCACAGGACGUGGACAGGGGACUGCAGGUAGACACAAUAUACACAGACUUUUCAAGUGCCUUCGACAAAGUCGGCCACCAAGCCCUGCUGUCUAAACUAAGAGUGUUUGGCAUAAGUGGUUCGCUGUUGCAGUGGUUAGAAUCUUACCUGGCAAUGAGAUCUCAGCAAGUGGCUAUAGAUGGAUUUGAAUCUGAAAUGUUUUUGGCUAAGUCUGGUGACCCUCAGGGGUCCCACUUGUGUCCUCUACCUUUUUGA